UAAAAAGUUGGAGUAAAAAAUUUGGAUAUUUUUCGACUUAUCGAUCUUAAUUUGACACAGGGACCAAUUAACCCACAAAGUUCGUUGAAGAACUUGGUAACUAUUUUGAUCCCUUGUGACGAAAACGCUGAAUCGUUCGAAAGUUACGGACCAGGACGGACGGACGGUCAGGGUUGAUCCAUAAAUGGGUUUCAUCACUUACUUAAUAAUGCAUGAAUAAUAUCCCGUGAGUCCUGCCCCCACAGUAUUUUGAUGUCCGCAUAAUUUUCCCAUGUUACGUGAUGUGUAAUGGUCUACACCCCUCAUGUCCUACAUACAACGUGAAUGUUCCCACAUGUCCCCACAGCUUAUACGGCCACAGCUGUUAAAGCAAGCUUCAAAGCCUACGUCAUAACAGUGACAUCACAACUUUAUAUUUUUAAUUAAUUCUCAGCAAACCAGGACGAAUGUCGAAAUUCUGGUGGACGAUAUUGUAGACCAUGUCGAGGUGACGUCUUUGAGAUGAAGCUAAUCUGGAUCUUAUCAACCUUCCUGGCAACAACGUCCUGUGGUGUGGUGGAUUAUACGCGAUGCGGUGGAUCUGGAUCUAGUUGGCAGUUACGGGUGACGGAUUGCGAGGGUCCACUCUGUUACAUGAGGGCUGGGACGCCAUACCCCAUCCAGUGGGAUAUGACCCCCAGCAUCCCCAUAGCUUCCCUGCGCCUCAAAGUCAGCGCAAUUUACAUGGGCCUCCAAGUGACUAUUAUCAACGCCGUUCUCGACAAUUCGUCCGUCCAGCCCGGGACCACGUACACGAUCCAGUACACCCUCACCCCGUACGAGGUUGCGUGUCGGAACACGAUGCGGGUCAGUGCCGAGUUAUUCAAUGCGGCAAAUGACGUUGGAGAAGUGUGCGUCGCAUAUCAAGUGCAUGUUACUUGUGACGAAGAGGAGGCAGGGACCACGCAUGCCGGUCGUUAUUAAAUAAUUGAUGAAGAAAUUGAUACAAUAAUUAGCAAUUGUGAUGACGUGAAAGAUGUAUGUACUUUAAUUGAGUCAUAGAAACUUUGAAAUUUGUUGGGUUUUCAAUUUUGGUAAUAAAUCGAUUUUUGCAAUUAGGUAGGGUAGCAGAA
Molecule: messenger RNA, 1112 nt
Organism: Folsomia candida
Lineage: Eukaryota; Metazoa; Arthropoda; Collembola; Entomobryomorpha; Isotomidae
Exons: 3
Coding region: 502-963 (153 amino acids)
Source: RefSeq, a predicted model, not a curated record